Tilletiaria anomala UBC 951 is the source of this 496-nucleotide messenger RNA. Its product is annotated as DUF1960-domain-containing protein. The transcript is spliced from 4 exons. The record is from RefSeq and is a predicted model, not a curated record. Bases 1 to 378 code for a protein of 125 amino acids. NCBI's taxonomy places the organism in Eukaryota, Fungi, Basidiomycota, Exobasidiomycetes, Georgefischeriales, Tilletiariaceae.
AUGAAGGACUUCAAGAAGGUUGUCUACAAGUACGACUCGCAAUCACUCGACGAGUUCCAGGUCAUCGUCAAUGGGGAUGAAUAUGAAAAGUGGAUCAAGGGCGACAAGACCAUCCCACUCACCGACGUCGUCGACAGCUUUGACGUUUUUAUCACCGGGCAAGGAAAGGAGGGCCUAAUGGGCCGUGCAUCCAAGCAGCAGCUCGAGAAUGUCUUUGGCACCAGCAAAAGCACAGACGUCAUCCUACAGAUCCUCGAGAAGGGGCAGUUGAUCGCGAGCUCUGUUAAAGAUCGAUUUUCGACCACAAAUGACUCGAAGGCGAACCACAACAUCCGCUCUGCCGGUAGUAUGAGCGGAGGCGGACACGGCGGACGCUGAGGCCAGUCAAGUGAAGGGAGAGAAGAGAGGAGGCAGAGGCUUGCCUCACCGUAGCAUACGAGCUAUGUCACCACUGAAAGAAAGGGAAUUAAUAACACUAACAAGCAAGACAAUGGGG